AUGUAUGGCGAUUGGGUCGGCAGCCUGUAUUCCAUUGUUACCACGGAUGCUGACAUUAUUCGAGAAGUGUUCGUUAAGGAAUUCAAAUCUUUCCCAAAUUCUAAGUUUCAAUUUAAGUCUCCUCAUGACAUACAGCGAAACGCAUUGCCGUUCAUCUACGACUACCCUCACUGGAAGGCUGUCAGAAGUAUUGUUACACCUACGUUCAGCUCCGGAAAACUCAAGCAGAUGUCAGGUUUCAUGGUUGAUUCCAUUGACCACGUGAUGAAGAAUGUCUUAAAGGCUGCCGAUGAAGGAAGAACGAUGGAGAUGAAGGAAAUAUACGGGUCCUACACAAUGAAGGUUAUCUCGGCGGCUGCAUUUGGGCUUGAUAUUGACACACAAGACGAGCCCAACCAUCCAUUUAUUCAGAAUUCGACAAAGGCCAUUUCUGAGAUUCUAGGCCAUCCAGUAACUGUCGUUGCAAGCAUCUUCCCUGUAUUGAAACCUUUGGCCUCACUGGUUGGUCUCGUCAGUCGACCAGGAUCUUCAAUACAGUACCUGGACUCCAUACUGAUAUUGAUUGUUGUCUGCUGCAUCUUCCCUGUAUUGAAACCUUUGGCCUCACUGGUUGGUCUCGUCAGUCGACCAGGAUCUUCAAUACAGUACCUGGACUCCAUACUGACAUCCACCAUAAAGGACAGACGUGAAACUGGAAAUUCAGGGCGUAAAGACCUUCUUCAGCUGUUAAUUGAUGCUAAACUAGAUGAUAGCCAAGUCAACCUUCAGGAUGCACCAAACGGAGGCAUUGCCAAGCGAGAUCUCAGCGAUAUUGAGAUACGAGCCCAAGCCAUCGUCUUCAUGUUGGCCGGAUACGAAACAACGGCUACUACUCUGUCGUUCAUGUCGUACCUGCUAGCUAACCAUCCGGACAUCCAGAGACGACUGUGUAAGGAAAUUGACGACGUCUUGGAAGGGAAAACACCUGACUAUGACAACAUCCAGCAAUUGCCCUAUUUAGAAAUGUGCUUGCACGAGAGCAUGAGACUUUUCCCGCCGAUUUUGAGACUAAGCCGAGGAGCUGAGGAGGACAUCUGCAUUAAGGGUCACUUUCUACCCAAGGGUACCGGGAUUUCUGUGCCCGUGUACGUUCUUCACAGAGACCCCGAAUAUUGGCCCAACCCUGACAAGUUUGAUCCCGAGAGAUUCUCCCUACAGAAUCGGGACAAGAACCACCCUUUUGCUCUCAUUCCCUUCAGCGCCGGACCGCGAAACUGCGUUGGGAAAAGGAUGGCUUUAGUGGCGGCAAAGAUUGCCAUGGCAACGGUCCUGCAAAGAGUCAGUUUUGAAAUCACUGCUGAAACUCAGAUCCCUGUCAAACUUCAAAAGGACAGCUUCAUAUGCACGGCUGAGAAUGGUAUUCAUUUGCGUGUGCGCAGGCGAAGCCCCAUGACGUCACCUUAAUAUGACAGUCGAAGAGGCGGGGAGAUACUGAGAUAAAGAAUAAAAAGAGCAAUGCAAACCCUGGAUAUAGAUAUUUCACAUUUUCGAAACACCCCUUUGGAGGAAGUGGAACAUGUAUAGCCCAUGUUGUUUAUGUUAGACCUGCAUGUCCUGUUAAUUGGACCGAGGUCAUUUGACUCAUACCACUUUAUUAAAAUGCUGUUUUUGCAUUGUAGUCUUGCAAUGUGUCAGGAAAAUGCCCACUGUGACUGGUUUGUUACUACAAAACGCGUAGCGGAUAUUUACGUUGUAACAAACGCCGUGAAACUAUCUCAGAUGUAAAAAACAUCUGGAAUGCUUAUAGGACGAAAAUGAUGCAUAUCAGCUGAAUAGUAAAACCUUUGCAAUGUACAACUACUGUAAUGUGUGCGGUGAAACUAUCUGUUAUAUACAGCAUGAAUGGCUUUGCUGCAUGGAACGCUGACAUGUCAUGUGACUUUGGUGAAAUUGAUAUCACACGUGACAGACAGUAUUCUGUAACACUGAGGUAAAACAACACCCUGUAAUACAAUAUGUACAAAGUGCGCGUACAAUAAGUAACAAGGAUGUUUGUGACAACUAAGAGGUGUCUAAGAUUUAGAUAUAUUGGAUUGUUUUUGCUCAAUACAUUGUAAAAAAAAACAUCUGUUUAAUUGACAGAACUGUUGAAUGAUGGCAGACAAGCCUAUGUUAUUGCUACAAAACAUUAUUUCGUAUGUAAUGAGUAUUUUGAGUAUUAUUCCUGGUAUUCCCUUUUGCCUAAUGGAGUAUUGGGCAGCCCACAACAUAACAACAUGCUGCAGUAACAAUAUCUAUUCCAUUAUCCCUCAGUAUGCGUGACAUUAUUUCAGAUUAAACAGAUUGGUUUUAUUUUCAAAACACAUGCCAAUUGGACUUAGAUGUUUCUACAGUGCAAAGUGAUCUGAAGGUGAACAACUGUAUGCUUCUGGCAAUGGGCACGAUGAAAGCCUGCAUGUAGUAAAU
This is a messenger RNA of Liolophura sinensis, 2445 nucleotides long. RefSeq names its product cytochrome P450 3A24-like. NCBI's taxonomy places the organism in Eukaryota, Metazoa, Mollusca, Polyplacophora, Chitonida, Chitonidae. The record is from RefSeq and is a predicted model, not a curated record. The transcript has 13 exons. Gene Ontology annotation, molecular function: heme binding; iron ion binding; steroid hydroxylase activity. The coding region runs from base 1 to 1443 and encodes 480 amino acids.